Molecule: messenger RNA, 2159 nt
Organism: Setaria italica (foxtail millet)
Lineage: Eukaryota; Viridiplantae; Streptophyta; Magnoliopsida; Poales; Poaceae
Product: BTB/POZ domain-containing protein At1g50280
Exons: 3
Coding region: 167-1864 (565 amino acids)
Molecular function (GO): protein binding
Source: RefSeq, a predicted model, not a curated record
CCUUGUGACUGUGCAUGCCUUGAGGAGGCCGGUCCCAAGCGGCCGUGCAAGCAGGCAAAUCUUCCUAUCGGCUCCCUCCCCAGUCUCACCUUCCCAGAUUUUAUACUCCACUGGCUGCACCUGCACGUCCCAUUUCCUCCCUUUCUCCUUCCUCCUCUCGUGAGCCAUGAAUGAGCUCUGCGACCUCAAGGUGCACAUCAAUGGCCAUCACACGCUUCAUCUCCACCAGAGCGUCAUGUGCGCCUUCUCGGGGAGGCUGAGGACAAUGGUGAAGCAGGAGAAGAAGAAGGCGAGCAGAAAGGAAGCCUUGUCUAUCAAGCUCGCCGAUUUCCCGGGCGGCGCCGAGGGCUUCGAGCUCGUCGCCAGGUUCUGCUACAACAAUGGCCGCGUCCUGCUCUGCCCCUCCAACCUCCCGCUCCUGCACUGCGCCGCCGUGUUCCUGGAGAUGACCGAGGAGGUGUGCCCCUGCAACCUGCUGGCGCAGGCGGAGGCCUUCGUGAACGGGCUCUACUACUGGACCUGGGCCGACGUGCUCACCGCGGUCAAGAGCUGCGAGCCAUUCGCCGCGGCGGCCGACGCCUCCGGCCUCCUCGAGAGGCUCAUCUCCGCGCUCUUCUCCAAGAUUACUGCCAGCCCAGAGACGCCCACCGCCAUCGCCGCCGUGGGGACGCCGAACCGCUCCUCGUCGUCAUGCUCCUCGUCGCCGGACACGGUGGGCUUCGGCCGGUCGUCGUCCACCAAGACGCCGGAGUCGAUGUGGCCCUGCGUGGGCAGGGAGUGGUGGUUCGACGACAUGACGUCGCUGUCCCCGCAGACCAUCGAGAAGGUGAUGCGAGUGCUCGGGUGCUACGGCAUCGAGAACAAGAACCUGAUACUGACGCGGUUCCUGCUCCACUACCUCCGCGCGGCCACGCGCAGGCCGGCGCUGGUGCUCUGCAAGGAGGCCACCCUCGCCGGCCUCGCGGACACGGCCGUGCACGGCGUGGCGCUCGUCGGCGGCACGGCGUUCUCGUGCCGGGGCCUCUUCUGGGUGCUGAGAAUCGUGUCGGCCGUGGGGCUGAGCAAGGAGUGCAGGCACAAGCUGGAGAGGCUCAUGGGCCUGAUGCUGGACCACGCGACGCUGGACGACCUCCUUGUCUCCGGCGACGACGGCGGGGUCUACGACGUGAACCUGGUCAUGAGGCUGGUCAGGGUGUUCGUGGGCUCCGAGGAGGAAGCCGACGCGCCGUCGCAGAGGAUGAGGAAGGUGGGGAGGCUGAUCGACAAGUACCUCGGGGAGAUCUCGCCGGACCAUGCAUUGAAGGUGUCCAAGUUCCUCGCCGUCGCCGAGAGCCUGCCGGACUCGGCCAGGGACUGCUAUGACGGCGUGUACAGGGCAUUGGACAUCUACCUCGAGUCGCACCCGGCACUGUCCCUGGAGGAUCGCACGACGCUGUGCCGGUGCCUGAACUACGAGAAGCUCACCCUGGAGGCGUGCAAGGACCUGGCCAAGAACCGGCGGAUCCCGCCGGGCGUGGCGGUGCAGGCGCUGGCCUCGCAGCAGUGCAAGCUGCAGAUCAGCAAGCCCGCCGCUGCCGCGGCAGCCAAGGAAGGCCGGGCCGACCCGUCCCGGACGACGCCGAGGAGGGUCGCCGGCCGCGCGAGCGCGCGCACCCGCAGCGUGAGCGUGGACCUGGACGGCGGCGGCGACGAGAAGGAGGUGCUGCGGCUGAACCUGCAGAGGAUGCAGAGCCGGGUGGUGGAGCUGGAGCGGGCGUGCAAGGAGAUGAAGGGCCAGAUGUCCAAGAUGGCCAAGGGCAAGUCCUCCUUCGGCGCCGCCUCCUGCCACCAGACCGGCGGCAGGGGCCUGCCGAGGCUGUGCUGAAACUGCUAAUGGAGCAGGAGCUUCUUGUGGUAAGAGACUGUCACAUAGUAGCUUGCAGAUUUUCCUCCUGAUUGAUCCCUUUUUUGUAAAGCUGAUUACUCCGUGGUGCAUUGGUCCUUUUUUACUUUGUGUGGUGUUGGCUGCGAGUGAGAUAGAUGAGCAAGAAUGAGAGGGAUGUAAAGUUUUUACCCUUGUCCCUUUUUGCUUCCUUAGUUUCUUCUAUUCUUUUCCUUUACCCUGGAACCUCACUCUCACUCCGAUUGAAGGGGGUAACUAAAAAUGCAUCCUUUGGACA